AUGGCCGACGACAGCUACCGAAAAGAGUAUCCCCAGCAGAGCCGCCCAGAAGACACUCACUCUCGACCUCAGUCACAUUACCCCCCUCCGCCGGACACUGCCCAGCGGCCCUCCGACGCUCCUCCAUCCAGCAUGGCUACAUCAGUCACUUUGCCCUCCAUCCACGACUCCCGCGGUUACGGCCCGCCGCCUGCAGCUCCGGGACGUGGCUAUCCUGCCGACCCGCGAUACGCAUCUCCCAAUGCCGUCAAUGGCUAUCCUCCUCCCGGCCAUCAGCCUCCGCCCGGUCAACCUCAACAGUACCUUCCGCCUUUGCAGCCGCAGUCUGAUCCCCGAUCUUCGGCCUAUCCUCCUCCUCCGCCGGACCAACGUGGUUACUAUGAUGACCGCCGUCCACCAUACGGGCAAGAGGCGUAUAGCACGGAACCUUACUAUGCCUACUACCGCGGACAGCCUCCUCCUCCAGGACCUCCACCGCCAAAUGGCCACCCAGGCUACCGUCACAUCCCCGCCGGCGUCUAUGAAUACCCAGUCGGACAUGGCAAUGCGCCUCCUCUGACACAGGCAGCCCCACGACAACGAACAUCAAUUGCUUGUAGAUAUUGCCGGAAGAGAAAGAUCCGCUGCAGCGGCUACCAGAGCGCCCCCGGUGGCAAAUGCCAGAAUUGCGCCCGUAUGAACCAAGAAUGUAUCUUUCAGCCCGUGUCUUCUUCAAGCUCGACAGCUUUUAUCCCCGUGUCAGCGCUCCCAGGAGGUGUGCCCCCCGGCACUCAACUCUUUGGUGCCUAUGGGCAACCCCUGGCCCCAGGCACAGUCCCAGCACCUCCACCACCCCAUGCUGCUUAUCAGCAUGCUAGUGCCCCUCCCCCUCCUGGAAACUAUUACGCGCCUGUCCAGUCGCCUACAGAAUCCUUUUCGUCUUAUGGCGAAGCUAGAACCGAUGACGGCAGCCAGCUUGCAGGGCGACGACGUCGCAGGACGUCAGAAGAACAGGAUGAAGGCUAUAGACUGCCUCCUCCACGAAGUGCCGUGGACGAAGACCCGCGCAGAAGGUCUCCAGCAGAAUUUUCGAACCACAGCAGCCCAGGUGGAGUGGGGUACCCUCCGUAUCAAGGUGCAAGACAAAGCCCACGAAACCCAACGAGCGGCAGUUUGCCUCAAGCUGCAACAGCCGGUAGUUAUGCAGCUUCUGCACCUGGUGGUCGUUCCCCGACAGGCCAAAAUGGGUCAAGUGGUGCGUCCACCCCUGCGAGGCAGGGACAGCAGUCCCAAGGAGGAAAUGCAUCGAUCAUGAGUCUGAGCAACUUGGUAGAUAAAAGUGAUAUCGACAAGACUAUGAUUGAAAGGCUUAACCGACCUGCACCUGGUCAGCCUGGCGCACGACGAGAUGUCAGCCGCUAA
This is a messenger RNA of Fusarium musae, 1401 nucleotides long. RefSeq lists its product as uncharacterized. Gene Ontology annotation, molecular function: zinc ion binding; DNA-binding transcription factor activity, RNA polymerase II-specific. The record is from RefSeq and is a predicted model, not a curated record. Bases 1 to 1401 code for a protein of 466 amino acids. Gene Ontology annotation, cellular component: nucleus. The transcript has 2 exons. Gene Ontology annotation, biological process: regulation of DNA-templated transcription. NCBI's taxonomy places the organism in Eukaryota, Fungi, Ascomycota, Sordariomycetes, Hypocreales, Nectriaceae.